AGCGCCGCCGCAACGUGAGGAGCAUUCCAUGUGUGGUGUGUAGUGAGUGCAUGCAUGAUUUUUGCUAUUGGGCCAGUUGCGUCAGAUACGCGAGAACAGCGAACGAGACAACAACGCGCGUACGGACUAAAAUAAAAUUUAUAAGAGACGGCAAUAGCAGCAGCGCCAGCAAAAGUUUUCAGUUUUUAAAAAUUUUUAUUAUAAGAAAAGUGUUUAAAACUGAAAAAAAAAAAAUAAAAAAAAUGUGAUCGCAAAAAAAAAAAUAUAUUUUAUUAUUAUAAAAUUAGAAAAGAAAUAAAAAAAGGACUCUCUAACACUGUAACGAGCCGAGAAGGUUUACGAGCGCAGGUGCGGGCGUUUGUUUAUGUGAUCGCGUAAUAAUUCGCGAAGUUUUACGCAUUUUGCCGGUUGGCGUUUUCUUCAGAUUUUCGGAUUUUCGGAUAUUCGGUUGCCGGAGGCCAAAUAGUUUAGGCAUUCCUGGCAUUAAGCGAACGCGUAGUACAAAGUCACGUCACGCCGACAAAUAGUGGCGCGCGUUCAUUCGAAUUCUCAAGAAAUUUUCGCAUGCGACCUUAGAACUUAAAACAAAGAAAGAAAAAAAAUCAAAAUAAAAUUGACCAUCAAAAUAAAAAAAAAAAUUUAUGCGUUCGCAGGCAGACGGUACGGUACGGUGGAAAUUCUGUUUAAUGUUUCUACUAGAAGUUAUAGUGUAGCACAAUAAACCAUCAAGAAUGACAUGUGAAUUUAUGGAAAAUGUAUUGAACUUAACCUUCUGCAUAUGCUUCUGGUUGUGGUUCUAAUCCUGGUACAGCAAACACAGGCUCACAAAUCACUUUUUCUGAAGAAUUUCAAAUAACAUCAGAACAAGAAAAUAAACCCCAGUCAAAUCAUGUACUCAUAUAGUAAAAUCAAGUGAAAAUAACCGAAGUAUGUGCUCUUGUGUGUGAGAAAAAAGCGGAAAAAUAAAAAUGAAAGGUGUGAAAAUCAUAAAAAAACAUGGACCAAUAAAUGCCGUGGAACAUUAUAAAAGCAAAAGUGUUAAAGUCAAAUUUGCUUUGAGAGCUAUAUAAGCGAUUCCUUUAACCCACCACCAACGAAGUAUUUGCACUAGAUUGAAACAAUUAAACUCUACAAAUCAAAAAGUAAAUAAUUUUUCAAAAACAAAACAAAAAAAAAGAAAUCUCAUCCUAAGCCGAAAAUUUUUUAAAUUGUCCAGCAAGCAAACAAUUUGAAUAUCCGCCAAAGACUCAAUAGUUGCAGCAACCGUAAUGGCAGACAUGAGAUCUAAUUUUAAUCCAAUCCUGCUCACUUUUCUGUGCGCCACAUUUUGGUACUCAGCCAACGUCGAAGCUAGCAUCGACCCAAACGACCAAAGUCUGACAUUCUUUCUCAAAGCAGCAACAAAUUCAAAUGGAUACAAAGCAUCAACAGCAGUGACGUCGUCAGUUUCAGCUGCAGCUCCAGCGUCAGAUUCAGUCCCAGUAUCGGAGUCAUCUAUGCUUGCAGCUGUCCAUCAACAUGGAAAAUUGAAACGUAUUGAGAAAUCAUUUGGGGACACUGACAAUUUGUCCGCUAACAAUGCAAAUCAAUCAAAACAACAUUUUACCAGUAUUCACCACGAAAAUAUCCAUCGAGGCGAGCACCACAAUGCUGCAGAAAGAGGAAGGGAGAAUGCAAUUAUCAGUGAAGUCAACAGUUAUCCAGCUAACAACAUACAGCAGCCGCAGCAGCAGCAGCAGCCGCAGCAGCAGCAACAGCAAUUUAAUGAAAAGCAUUCACUACAUAAACAACAAAAAAAAAGUCAUACAAAAGAACAUACAACAAAUCACCAAAUGCACAAGCUUCACAGCAAUCAGAAAUAUCAUCAGCAAAAACAUUCACAGCAACAGCAACAGCAUCAGCUACAGCUACAACAACACAAACACAAACAGAAACACAAGCAACAACGUUCGCAGCAUGCAAAACGAUUGACAAAAUUAUCAUCAUUUCAAAAUAUUAACAAAAUAAAUAAUUUAAAUGAGUAUCGACAACUAAAUAUGCUGCAAGAAGAUCAGCAACAUCUACAAUAUAGGCAGCAGCAGCAACAAGCAAAACAACAAGAACAAGAACAACAUCACUAUCAAUACAAGAGCGAGCACGAGAAAAAUUUGCGUUUGGAAAAUUUGCGGCUGAAGGAAUAUUUGCAGGUAACAACGACGAAACCCGUUUCAGGUUACAAUACGCCGCAAGAGUAUUUUAAAAACGCACAACAUCCCCAGCACCAACAGCAUUUGCUAAAUUAUCGCCAACACAAUAACCAAGAACAGCAACAGCAACAACAACAACAACAGCAGCAGCAGCAGCAGCAGCGACAAUAUCAGCAAAAACAUCAACAACAACACCAACAACAACACCAACAACAACACCAACAACAACAACGACAACAACAAUACCAACAGCGACAAUAUCAACCUCAUCAGCAACAAGAACAACAACAACAACAACAGCCAACGCACAAUAAUUACAAUCAAACAUCACUGUCCAAAUUAAGUGCUACGAAAAACUCUACUGUCAACACGAUAUUAAUAACGACAACAAAAGAACAACUACAACAACAACAAAAGCAACAAAAGCAAUAUGCACAUCAUCAUCAACAGCAUCAGUACCAGUACCAGUACCAGUACCAGAACCAGCAGCAACAACAGCAACAACAGCAAGAACAACUGCAAUUGCUGCAACCGCUAUCGUUCACGCAUAGCAAUGCAUCAUCAACGAUACACGCCCACAAUCAAUCAAAUGUUAUGCACUCAUCGAUUAAAGUAUCAAAGUCCAUUCCAGAUGUGAUCCCUCCAAUUUUUGCACAGCACAAUUUCAAGGCAACCAACCAGCCUAGCAACAUUAAGUCUAGCAAUGUUGGAGUUGGUGCUGCAACAACAACACCAGCACCAGCACCAACACCAACAACAACAGCAGCUGCAGCAACAAAAACAACAAAAACGCAUAUUACUACUAAUACAGCCGGAAAGAGUCAACAUAAUGAGAAUUUCUAUUAUAGCGACAUGGAAGGUGAUGAAGAUGACGAUGACGAUGAAGAUGAAGACGAGGAUGAUGAUGUGAAUGGUAAUGGUAAUGGUAAUGGUAAUGGUAAUAGUAAUGGAGUUGGUGUUGGCGAUCUAGAUAGUGUUGAAAAUAGCAACGAGGAUGAAGAUGAAAAUUAUGAAAACGAUAACGAUAGCCGCAGUAGUGAUGACCGUUACCAUUACGAAGAGGAUGAGGAUGAAGAAGAGGAGUUAAACAGUAGAAAAGAACAGCAAUUAGAAGGCGGCAAUCAUAAUCAUAUAAAAAGUUUGGCACACCAUUACAAUCAGAAUCUGGAGGAUUAUCCAAAUGAUGAGCCUUCUCGUAACUCAUUAGAGCAGGGAAGCUCUCAUGGUGCAUUAACUGAACAAAAAUUUAAGGAACUCGGUACACCGGAAGCUGUGCAGUCCUCCCACGACCAUUACUUACAGGAACAAAAACAACUACGACAAAAAUCACCAACAGAACUGGCAAGGGAACACAUGAUUCGUAUGAAAACUGCUGCAAAAUGUAGUAAACCAAUGCCACGGGUAAUUCAUGUUUCCAAUGAGACUUCAAAAUUUUAUGUGCCAGUUUGUACCAUUCUGCAUCGUUGCGGUGAAGACACCGGUUGCUGUGAUUCAACACGACAAGUGUGUGCUGCCAAGACCCACGAGGAUGUGCCAGUGUAUUUUUUUGUAAUUAAGGUUGAUUCAAACAUUAAUACACGCGAAACAGAGGUCUUGAUACUGCGUAACGAUACCGAAUGUCACUGUGUGGAUCGUAGCUCCUUGCCGUCAAGUUACAUGCGUGACAAGCGAUCGGGUCAUAGCAUAUGGCGCCAUGCGAACGUGCAAACGAACUCUGGGCUUAUGAGGAAAACAUACACACACUGUAGUUGUCCAACACACUUUAACGUCUUCCAGCAAGAGGAUGACAGAGCACUGCUCAUACAUCCGCACCCACAUGCUGCUAAACGCGAACUAAAGAUUAAUUGCCGCUGUGACUGUCUAAGCAAUAAUAUGCCUUGCCAGAGCUUAAAGAACGGCGAGGAAGGUUUCGCCGUGGAUGACAGAAGAUGCAUAACAAAUCGAAUCUGCAUGGCACCCACUUGCACAUUUGGUGAUUACAAUCGGCAGACGGGUCGUUGUCCUCGCCCCAAGCUAAAAAUACAUAAUGUAAUAGAGCAUGAGAACGAUUUUGGCUGAAGUCGUACACCGCGCUCUUCGCACAAGGUCGAUUGAGCCAGCACUUAAUUUGUUGUUGUCGAUCAGAUGUUAAUUUUAUAAAAAAAAAAAGUGAUUCUGUAAAUAUUUUAGUUAAUAAGUUUUCACCAUUGCUUUUAUUUCCUCUUAUUAUUAGGUCCCAAAUAUUAUAGUAUUAAAAAUUAAGUCUCAAAUCACAGAUAAAAGUAAAUUAUAAGUAUCCACACAAGAACGGCAAUAUUCGGAAUUUAGUGCCGAACUGCACGUACCAGUGACCAAUAAAAAAAUUUCUUCUCAAACCACGUCUGAUCAUUUAAGACAGGAUAUUAAUUAUUAUUUACGGAAUUACAAAAUGUAAAAACUUUUUCAAAACUCAAAACAGCUGAAAGACGUGCGUUUCUGGAAGUGACCUUCUGGAAGUGACUCGAAUCAGUUCCAUUCAUCCGUACUUGUCGUGGAUAGUUCCGUUCACAUGCUCUGAACUGACUCAUUUACUUAUGCAGCCCUAAAGAAAUGGCUCUGUAUUAUGAAUGGUGGCAUGGAAAGCGAUGGAUAUAUAUUAAAAAUAUCGAAAACCAGAAAGUGGAAUUGUAAAACAAAAAGUAUUUUCCAUACAUUCAGUGGUACUCGUACUUAAAUUUGUUAUGCUCCUUAUUUACAAAAAUACUAGA
Messenger RNA from Teleopsis dalmanni, 4912 nucleotides. RefSeq names its product alpha-protein kinase 1-like. Bases 1269 to 4244 code for a protein of 991 amino acids. Gene Ontology annotation, molecular function: growth factor activity. The transcript has 6 exons. The record is from RefSeq and is a predicted model, not a curated record. NCBI's taxonomy places the organism in Eukaryota, Metazoa, Arthropoda, Insecta, Diptera, Diopsidae. Gene Ontology annotation, biological process: hemocyte migration. Gene Ontology annotation, cellular component: membrane.